Messenger RNA from Arachis ipaensis, 381 nucleotides. The record is from RefSeq and is a predicted model, not a curated record. NCBI's taxonomy places the organism in Eukaryota, Viridiplantae, Streptophyta, Magnoliopsida, Fabales, Fabaceae.
AUGCAAGAUGCUAAACCGGUUAGCACUCCUAUGAUUAGCUCUUCAAAAUUAUCAGCAAAUACAGGUACUCCUUUUGAAGAUCCCACAUUGUUUAGAUCAAUUGUGGGGGGACUUCAAUAUGCCAUUGUCACAAUAUCAGACAUCGCAUUUGCAGUAAACAAGCUCAGCCAAUUCAUGUCAAAGCCGAGCCAAGAUCAUUGGAUGGCGGCAAAGCGUGUCCUUCGAUAUUUAGCAGGUACAGUUGAUCUUGCUCUUCAAUUUCAUAAGACUAAUGAUCUUCGUUUAACUGCCUUUUCAGAUUUGGAUUGGGCUGCUGAUGUUGAUGAUAGAAGAUCUGUGUCUGGAUACUGUGUGUACUUUGGAGCAAACUUGAUUUCCUGA